This is a messenger RNA of Oldenlandia corymbosa var. corymbosa, 1224 nucleotides long. NCBI's taxonomy places the organism in Eukaryota, Viridiplantae, Streptophyta, Magnoliopsida, Gentianales, Rubiaceae. The record is from the annotation of a GenBank genome assembly.
AUGGUGCAGUCUAACAAUGAAAGAUUAAGCAACACGGCUCUAAGAAUAGAGAACGUACAUCUUCAUUAUGAGAAUAUCGCAAUGAAUGAAAUCAUGAACCAUCUUAUGUGCAACAAAUGUGAAGGCUUAGGUUAUGGCGGCAGCAAAGAAGCCAGCCGCCAAAACCUACAAAAGUUAAAGAGUGAAAAUGAAUUCUUGAAGGGAGAGUAUGAAAGAGUCCAAAGAAUGAUAGCAAAUACACAAGGAAGAAGAGAUGGUCUAAACUUGAUGCCUAUGUCACUUAAUAUUCCAAAUGAAUCAUCUCUUUAUCCCAAAAUCAUGUGCACUGAUUCUCCUAUGGCUUGGAUUGAAUCAUCAAAAGAAUCGAGGAUUCUACUUGCGUCUACUUCGCAUUCGCUUAAUGUCUUUCAUGAUCAGGUAAAGUUUAUGGAAUUUAUCCCUACAAUUGUCACCAAAUCUAAGAAGAUCGAAACGCUUGAUACCUUAGGCCAGAAGGGUACUUUAUAUUUGGAAGUAGAACUUUCAACUUCACAAGCACGGCUACUACAAUCUGGUUGCAUGAUCGAGGACUUGUCCAAUGGAACAUCAAGGGACUCUGAGCUACGCCAAGUGAACCUCAAAGAGUUAUAUAAUGUUAAUGUGAUCAAUACGCAACAAAGUAGAGCAGCCAUGGGAAAGAUUUUAGAUAGAAUGGUGAAAAACUUUCAUCAGAUGCUAACUGUGCAAGACAAAUAUUGGGAUUCUCCCCAGCUAUCGAAAUUCCAGACUAACAAGUUUAAAAUUUCAUUAAGAAGAUGUGACAAUCAUCCUUCAAUUGCUGGAGCCAAUGGGACGUGGGAUGUUUUGACUAACGGAAAUUCCAUCAAAGAAAUCGAACACAUCUCAACUGGAAGUCAUCCUAGAAAUGCAAUCUUUCUCAAGCAGCCUUGUACAAAGGAGAAUAGCAACAUGUUAAUACUUCAAAACAGUAACAAAGAUGCGUUGAUGGCUUCACUAAUUUACACUCCUCUUAAAUUGCCCAUGGUGACGUCCAUAAUAUGUGGUGUUGACAAUCAUGAAUUUCCAAUUUUACCCUCUGACUUCAUCAUUGCAAAUGAGUCUUAUCGUAGAGUUGAUGGUGGUGGGAUUGGUCUCGAAGGAGCAUUACUUCUUCUUCUUCUUCGGGUAGAUCAUGAGGCGGAAUGUAUCGUUGCUGACAAUGGUUUUGCAGAUCCCGACAUUUAA